UGCUCCUAUCCUACCACCUCUGCACCUGCAAGCCAGCCGUUGUGUUGCUCAUCAUGCCAUGUCUCCCCCUGCAUUUCCUCACCUCUCUGACCAGCUUGCCUCAUCUGUGUCUCCCCUCCCUCCCCUCUUUUCCCUGUCUUACUUGGACCGGAGGACAUCCCAGUACACCACCUCCAUUGACUUCCUUCUUCCAGGGUGCUCUUCAUCGUUCUUGGCUUCUGCUUUCCUCUCCACUCUCCGGCCGGCCGUGUCGUCCUAGCUAGCCACAAGCCUCCCACAUUGCUCACCGCAAGAGCUCCUUCGUUUGGUUGCUUCCAUCCCAUUCCGGCAGCAGCCAUGAUCACGGCGCUGGACCUGUACCACGUCCUCACGGCCGUGGUGCCGCUGUACGUGGCCAUGACGCUCGCCUACGGCUCCGUCCGCUGGUGGCGCAUCUUCACCCCGGACCAGUGCUCCGGCAUCAACCGCUUCGUCGCGCUCUUCGCCGUCCCGCUCCUCUCCUUCCACUUCAUCUCCACCAACAACCCCUUCCAGAUGAACCUCCGCUUCCUCGCUGCCGACACGCUCCAGAAGCUCAUCGUCCUCGCGCUGCUCCUCUUGUCUGCCCGCCUCCCCUUCGCAUCCUCCGUCCUCAACCUCGACUGGAGCAUCACGCUCUUCUCCCUCUCCACGCUCCCCAACACGCUCGUCAUGGGCAUCCCGCUGCUCCGGGGCAUGUACGGCCCCGACUCCGCCGGCACGCUCAUGGUCCAGGUCGUCGUCCUCCAGUGCAUCAUCUGGUACACGCUCAUGCUCUUCCUCUUCGAGUACCGAGCCGCGCGCGCCCUCGUCAUGGACCAGUUCCCCGACGGCGCCGCCGCCUCCAUCGUCUCCUUUCGCGUCGACUCCGACGUCGUCUCGCUCGCCAAGGGCGACCUCGAGGCCGACGCCCAGGUCGCCGGCGACGGCCGGGUGCGGGUCACCGUGCGCAAGUCCACCAGCUCGCGUUCCGAGGCCGCCUGCUCCCACUCGCACUCCCACUCCAUGUCCAUGCAGCAGCCGCGGGUCUCCAACCUCUCCCGGGUGGAGAUCUACUCGCUGCAGUCGUCGCGCAACCCCACGCCGCGUGGCUCCAGCUUCAACCACGCCGAGUUCUUCAACAUCGCCGGCGCCGCCAAGGGGGCAGCAGCAGACGAGGAGAAGGGCGGCCACUCGCCGCAGCCGCACGCGCAGGCGGCCAAGAGGAAGGACCUGCACAUGUUCGUCUGGAGCUCCAGCGCCUCGCCGGUCUCGGAGCGCGCCGCCGGGGGGGCCGACCAUGGCGACGCCCUUGCCAAAGGAACCCAGGCCUACGACGAGUACGGUCGUGACGAUUUCAGCAGGACCAAGAACGGGAACGGCGCAGACAAGGGCGGCCCGACCCUGUCCAAGCUCGGGUCCAACUCGAUCGCCCAGCUCUACCCCAAGGGCGACGGCGAGGGGAGGCCUGCCGCCAUGCCGCUGGCGAGCGUGAUGACGAGGCUCAUCCUGAUCAUGGUCUGGAGGAAGCUGAUCAGGAACCCCAACACCUACUCCAGCCUAAUUGGUGUCAUCUGGUCCCUGGUCUCAUACAGGUGGGGGAUUGAAAUGCCCGCGAUCAUCGCCCGGUCAAUCUCGAUCCUGUCAGAUGCAGGGCUUGGGAUGGCAAUGUUCAGUCUAGGCUUGUUCAUGGCAUUGCAGCCACGGAUCAUUGCCUGUGGGAACAAACUUGCUGCAUUCGCGAUGGCCGUCCGGUUCCUCAUGGGUCCAGCAGUCAUGGCUGCUGCCUCCAUUGCUGUUGGGCUGCGUGGAGUUCUUCUGCACAUAGCCAUUGUUCAGGCUGCUCUACCUCAAGGAAUCGUGCCGUUUGUGUUUGCCAAGGAGUACAACGUUCAUCCUGACAUAUUGAGCACAGCGAGUAAAAUUUUUGGAACUAAGCACACCCGCAGAUUGUGUGUUCGCCUCACAUACAUGAGGCCAAACAAAAUUGCUCUGACACUUGCACGUACUUCUGGCCUUCUGGCAAUCAAAGAUUCAAAGGUUGACUCAGAUCGCUACACACAAGAGACAAGAAACGGAGGCAGAUCGAUGGGGAUCCUCACAUUAUGCGUAAAACUGCAGAAUAAAGGGCAUCCGGCAAAUCUUUGGUGAGCUCAUCGAUAGCAAAUGGCGUCAAGGCGAUUCUGCCACACCGCAUCGCGCAGUCAGCGCUUGACCUCAUCGGCGUCACCCCCCGUGGUUGCCUCUUUUCUCGCCGCCGUGGCCGACUGGCAGUAGUCGCCGCCGUGGCUGACUGGCAGUAGUCGCCGCCGCAUCAGCCUCGUCCGCCGAUUUCACCUCCAUCCUCCUCUUCCGCGUUUCUGCCUCCGUCUCCUUCGUCCCCAACAACCGCUAGGACUGCCCGGAGGUGGGGACUCGCCGAGGAAGCCCGCCACAGCAGAUAAGAGCAUCUCCAGCCGGAGACCUCAAAUGAAGUUCCUAUUUUUGCAUUUAGGAGCUCACUUGUAUUUUUUAAAAACUCAAAUUUUGGAACAACUCCAGCCGGAGACAUCAAAUGAAGCCCCUAGUUUUCCUUU
Messenger RNA from Panicum virgatum (switchgrass), 2573 nucleotides. Its product is annotated as probable auxin efflux carrier component 1d. The record is from RefSeq and is a predicted model, not a curated record. Gene Ontology annotation, biological process: auxin polar transport; auxin export across the plasma membrane. The transcript has 6 exons. NCBI's taxonomy places the organism in Eukaryota, Viridiplantae, Streptophyta, Magnoliopsida, Poales, Poaceae. Gene Ontology annotation, cellular component: endoplasmic reticulum; plasma membrane. Gene Ontology annotation, molecular function: auxin efflux transmembrane transporter activity. Bases 337 to 2148 code for a protein of 603 amino acids.